UCUAUCAUUAGUCUCCACUUGGAUAAUGCAAUUACCACAAAUAAUACCUGUUACAAGAGGAGGUGCCAAAAUAGGAUGGGAGUAUUUGUUUGACGCUUUAGAAAGUGCUUAUUUUGUAGCAGUGGAUACAGAGUUCUCUGGUUUAGGAGACGUCAAACUUCUUUAUGGAAAUUGCAUAAGCGAAAAAUACGAUGGUCUGAAACAACUAGUGAGCAACAGAGCUAUAUUUUCUGUUGGAUUUAGUAUCUUCUCGGUGGCUGAUACUUGUCUCGGAAAGAAAAGUGGAAAGUUGUUGAAGGGUCAGACUGCCGAUGUGGAAGAAAACCUCAAGGCGCCUCUGGAGUUUUACGUGAGAACGUUUGACUUUUUACUACUUCCUAGUGACGAUUUCGUCAUAUCACCUUCAAGCGCAACCUUUUUGGUGAGACACGGUUUUGAUUUUACACGACUGUUUCUUGAUGGUAUUUAUUAUACUCGUCCGUCCAGCAAUAAGGACUAUCAGUUGUUGAAAAUAUACAAGACUGCUAUAUUGGAAAGGAACGAAAAUACAAAAAGAAGCUCGGGUGAAAAGAAAAAAAGUAAAAAGAGAAGGAAGAAGGAAAACUCAGAACUCUUCCUCAGUCUUUCCAAAGCCGAAGAAAGGGAACCGACGAGAAAGUCAAGUUUAUUGAGUAUCUUGCCGUUGGGUCUAUUGGCCCACUUAGGACAAGCAGAUAUUCCAAUAAUACUUCACAAUGGCUUGUUAGAUUUAGCGUUUUUAUACAGUUCUUUUGAAGAAAACUUACCUAAAACUAGUGAAGAGUUUGUUAGGAAUCUCCACCAACUCUUGCCAUGUAUUUAUGACACCAAACUUUUAAGUAGUGACGGUGAAAAUGAAACUUCAUUAGAUACUGUUUAUCAAUUAUGUGUGUCAUGGAAUCAAAAGCGAAAAAGUGAAAAUGAAACAUUUAUACAAUGUUGGAAUCCUGAAAACAACCCUGAUCAUAGAGAAACAGCACCGAACCCGCAUUUCGAAGGAAAAACGCCUGAGAUUGAUUCCUUCUCUGCCAAAAGCGAUGGUAAGAGUUCAAGUACUUGUAACGAACAAACUUGUACGAAAAGUGACAGAAGACAUUGUUCCAGUGCGUUAAAUGACAAGUCUGAGGGUCAUCUUGGUUGGAGUGCUGGAAACAAUACGUUUGCACAUUCUGACCAUUCUGCAGGUUACGAUGCGUUCUGUACGGGCUAUGUUUUUGCCACUUAUUUACACUCAAAAGGGCUGUCUUACGUAACGAGAAAGAGGAAUUCCAUCUCUUUGUCUCGUACAACGUCACUGUCAUUAGAAUGAGUAUCAAAUAACAGUCUUCAUUGUCCUUUUUGAUUCUAAGUGCUAUUUGGAUAAUAAAAUAUUUUCCUCUGAA
Galdieria sulphuraria is the source of this 1400-nucleotide messenger RNA. RefSeq lists its product as uncharacterized. NCBI's taxonomy places the organism in Eukaryota, Rhodophyta, Bangiophyceae, Galdieriales, Galdieriaceae. The transcript is spliced from 2 exons. The coding region runs from base 26 to 1327 and encodes 433 amino acids. Gene Ontology annotation, cellular component: cytoplasm; Cajal body. The record is from RefSeq and is a predicted model, not a curated record. Gene Ontology annotation, molecular function: 3'-5'-RNA exonuclease activity; snRNA binding. Gene Ontology annotation, biological process: snRNA 3'-end processing.